Molecule: messenger RNA, 2340 nt
Organism: Nerophis lumbriciformis (worm pipefish)
Lineage: Eukaryota; Metazoa; Chordata; Actinopteri; Syngnathiformes; Syngnathidae
Source: RefSeq, a predicted model, not a curated record
CCGAUCGAGUAGUGGCAGUCCGAAAAGACCAAGAUGGCGGACUGAGUUUGUGGAGUUGAACAUUUACGGUUUUAUAGCCAUGUAGAAUCGAAUAUAGCAUCAAAUACAUCAAUAUAUUGAUUUUUCCUUUAGAGCGAGGAAGUGUUAUCUGAAGUGAAGAUUGAAGACGUGAUAGAAGAUGGACGACUACUGCUAUGCUAAGAUGGCGACGUCCGCUAAAAGAGAACAUGAAAGAGAAUCACUAACGGAGAAAAAGACAAAAGAUGAAGACGUCCAGCAGCUGAUUGGUCAUCCAGAAGAACUUCCCCCUCAGUCGGAAGGGAAGAGCUCCACUUUGAAGCAGGAGACUCCACAAGAACCCUGCAUUAAAAAGGAAGAGGAGGAACUCUGCAUCACUCAGGAGGGAGAGUGUCGUCUAGGACGAGAGGAAGCUGAUCUCACCAAGUUGCCACUGACUGUUGUCUCUGUGAAGACUGAAGAUGAUGAAGAGAAACCACAACUAGACAACCUCUUAACUCCACUAUCAGAUAGUGAGGUUGAAAAACUUUUGAGCAGCAAAACAGACUGUGAAGGUGAUAUGAGGACUCACACUGACAACAAACACUCUGAAUGCUCUAUAAAGAAAACCGGUAAAAAAUGUUUAAGCUGCUCAGUUUGUGCUAAAAACUUUACUGAAAAGGGACAUUUGACCGAACACAAAAUGACACACACAGGAGAAAACGUCCAGCAGCUGAUUGGUCAUCCAGAAGAACUUCCCCCUCAGUUCGAGGGAAACUCCACUUUGAAGCAGGAGACUCCACAACCACCCUGCAUUAAAAAGGAAGAGGAGGAACUCUGCAUCACUCAGGAGGGAGAGUGUCUUCUAGGACGAGAGGAAGCUGAUUACACCAAGUUUCCACUGAGUAUUCUCUCUGUGAAGAUUGAAGAUGAUGAAGAGAAACCACAAGUAGACAACCUCUUAGCUCCACUCUCGGAUAGUGAGGCUGAAGAUGAGGCUGAAGAACCUUUGAGCAGCGAAACAGACUGUGAAGGUGAUAUGAGGACUCACACUGACAACAAACACUCUACAAAGAAGAGAGGAAAAAGACGUUAUAGCUGCUCAGUUUGUGGUAAAGGCUUUUCUCGAAAAAGCAUUUUGACCCGACACAUGAGAACACACACAGGUGAAAAACCAUUUAAGUGCUCAGUUUGUUGUAAAAGCUUUUCCCAAAAAGGACAUUUGAUUGAACACAUGAGAACACACACAGGAGAAAAAACAUUUAAUUGCUUAGAUUGUUGUAAAAGCUUUACUAGAAAGAGCCAUUUGACCCAACACAUGAGAUCGCACACAGGGGAAAAACCGUUUAAGUGUUCCGUGUGCGGCAAAAGUUUUUCGCAAAAGAUCCGUUUGACUGAACACACGAGAACGCACACAGGAGAAAAACCAUUUAAUUGUUCAGUUUGCGGUAAAAGCUUUCCUCGAAACAGCGACGUGACUCAACACAUGAGAACACACACAGGGGAAAAACCAUUUAAAUGCUCCGUUUGUGGUAAAAGCUUUCCUCACAAGACCAAUUUAAUUCAACACCUGAGAACACACACAGGAGAAAAAACAUGUAUUUGUUCAGUUUGUGGAAAAAGCUUUUCUCGAAAGAACAAUAUGGUUCAACACAUGACAACACACACGGGAUAAAGUAACUUGUACUUGUUCCUUUUGUUUUCAAAAGAGCUAUUCGACUCAACACACAAUAAAACUCACUUGAGAGAAUCUAUGUAAUCUAUAUUUUUUAUGCAAAGUUUGACCCAACACGUAAUGAAACACACAGGAGAAAUGCAUUUAGUUGAUCAGUCUGCGAUAAAAGAUUCCAUUUUAAUGCAGAUGCAGUAAGACACUUAAGAACACACAGGGGGAAUAACCAAUCAGAUAGUUAGUUUGUAGUAUUUUGCUCAUAGAUUGCAACAUCCACCCAAACCCAAGACCUCCAAAAUAGGUUUGCUGCUUCUUUCAAAAAUAUCUGAGGUCUUCAUACAAAUUUAAAUUAUCUGUAGCAUUAUCUUAUCUACUCAUGACCAAUUGUCUUGUGUGUGUCUGAAACUUUCCUGAAUAAUAAGAUGAUGCUUGUAGUGCUUGGUUACUCCUUCUUCAGACGAUCCUGAUGACUUCAGCCGGGGAAGAAUAGUAGUCUUCUUCAGUGAUGCUUUUACCGCCUCGAGAUUGCCUGACUCUGAACACCAACAACAUGAAUCGAUCUGCCUGGAACUACACCUUCCGGGUCGCCUGGUGUUCAUGUUUUGUGUCUAACAUGACCAACAUCAGAUGAUGACUCAGUGUAUGAUGUAAUAUCUGAGCAUAUUGACAUA